Messenger RNA from Trichomycterus rosablanca, 748 nucleotides. It is a transcript of the gene elocb, whose product is annotated as elongin C paralog b. Gene Ontology annotation, molecular function: protein-macromolecule adaptor activity. The record is from RefSeq and is a predicted model, not a curated record. Lineage: Eukaryota; Metazoa; Chordata; Actinopteri; Siluriformes; Trichomycteridae. Gene Ontology annotation, cellular component: elongin complex. Gene Ontology annotation, biological process: ubiquitin-dependent protein catabolic process. The transcript has 4 exons. The coding region runs from base 112 to 450 and encodes 112 amino acids.
CGGAAGUGACAUCACAUUCGGUCGUGAGGCAGUUUAUUCUUGGACUUGCUGAAACAAAUCGCCGUCCAGCGCAACCAGGAGGAGAGAAAGAAACAUUCAAGUGUACAGAACAUGGACUGUGAAGAGAAGACGUACGGUGGCUGUGAAGGCCCAGACGCCAUGUACGUCAAGCUGAUCUCCUCCGAUGGUCACGAGUUCAUCGUGAAGAGAGAACACGCUCUGACGUCUGGAACCAUCAAGGCUAUGCUGAGCGGGCCCGGUCAGUUUGCCGAGAACGAGACGAACGAGGUGAACUUCAGAGAGAUCCCGUCUCACGUCCUGUCCAAAGUCUGCAUGUAUUUCACGUACAAGGUCCGAUACACCAACAGCUCCACAGAGAUCCCAGAGUUCCCCAUCGCGCCCGAGAUCGCCCUGGAGCUGCUCAUGGCCGCCAACUUCUUAGAUUGUUAAACGCCCGCGUCCACCCGCAUGGUGAACUAUAUCAUCUAUUUAUUUUCUCUCCCCCGCCGUGCCCGGGCCCGAUCGUAACGGAGCGGAUGAAAGAACGAGCGACGCCUCGGCAGUAAAUUCACCUGUUUUUUUAUAUUUUAGUCAUCAGUGCUUAUCUCAGUAUUUCAAUAAAUAUGUCAUUAUCUAUUAAUGUGAUGCUAGAUGUGAUACACAUAAACAUUUCUCCCCACAGUUACAUGGAAACCAGUCUGUAAUAAAUCUUUUUUUGUGGAAAAUAAAAGAAAUAUUUCCUUCAAGA